Molecule: messenger RNA, 1830 nt
Organism: Homalodisca vitripennis (glassy-winged sharpshooter)
Lineage: Eukaryota; Metazoa; Arthropoda; Insecta; Hemiptera; Cicadellidae
Product: cilia- and flagella-associated protein 45-like
Exons: 9
Coding region: 14-1594 (526 amino acids)
Source: RefSeq, a predicted model, not a curated record
UCAGGAGUAUAAAAUGGGAAUCAACCCAAAACCUAACUUGCCGAGUAAACGCCGAGUACCAAAUGUAAGACAUUUCAAGAAGGACAAAUACCAUCCGGAUUGCUAUACUUCACAGGAAGAAGCGCAAGCUAAAGAAGUGAAUGAAAAAGGAAAGAAAAAUCAAAGCAGUGGACUAGAAAAAAUGAAGGUCCCAUUGGUGUCUCAUGAUUUGAUACGUAAUAUUAUUGUUCCUGGUUGUGAUCCCAAAACAAAAAAAGCAAUAUUUGACAAGGAAUCAUUUGAACGGUUGAAAUUUAAAUCAAAGUUCUUGACUCCAGAGGAACGCCUGAAACUGGCUGCUGAGGCUAAAGCAGAGAAAGAAAGAAAAGCAAUGGAGAGCGCUCUUCGUAAAAAAGAGUUGCAGGAUUGUGAUAAGAUAAUAGAAUACGGAGCAAAACUCAGUGAGGUGGAGGAGGAAGCUGCACGCAAGGCCCAACAUUUGCUCGCCCGGGCUCACGAGCUGCGACAAGAACAGGAAGAUGAAAUCAAGAAGUGUAAUGCUCUCAUCUUGGCCACUAAAUGUCACGCCAUCAGGGAUGCUCAGGUCGCAGAAAAGAAACUAAUUGAGAAGGAACUUUCGGAGGAGGAGAAACGAAUGGAGGAUAUGAUGGAACAGGAGAGACAGCAGGCUCUGAGGCAGCAGGAGAGAGAGAAGGAGCAGCAGAAGAUACGGAAGCAGCAGUAUGUCAAGACUGUUCUGGAGCAGAUACAAGAGAAUGAGUUGCAGCGUGAGAUGCAAGCUGAGAGGAUUGAAGAGGAGAGUCGACUAGCAAACGAGGCAGCCAUGCAGGUGCAGCUGGACGAGCUUAAGUCGAUGAAGCAGAAGAUGGCUGAGCAAGCACAACAGCGUGAGGAGAUGAACAAGAUCAACCAGCAGUUGCACCAUUUUGCCUGCCUUGAAAAGGAAGAGAAUCGGUUGGCUGAUCUCAAGGUACAAGAGUACAUGAGGCGCAAGGCAGAGGCAGAAGCAGCCCGACAGAGAGAGUUGGCUAAGCAACGCCUGGAGAAGGAGAAGGAGUUGGCUAGAUUGAGAGCUAUGCAGAAAAGAGCAGCAGACACCCAAGCUGCAAAAGACGAGAUGAAUGCAAUGCGGAUUCAGGAUGAGGUAGAACGAGAGUGGCGGCGGAAAGAGCGAGAGGCAGCACUGCAACGAGCUAAGCGAAGUGAGGAGCUCAAGGUGGCCAGGGAACAACAGGUGUUGGACCGCAGGAAGUGUCAGGCCAUUGAGAUUCAGCGGGAGAAGGAAGAGUCCGAGCGCAUAGCCAGAGUUAAUCGUGAGGCUCUUGAAAGGGAUAAAUUGGAGGAGCAGCGAAGGCUGUGUUUGAUAGAGCAUCAUCGGAUGGAGUUGCUGAAACAGAUAGGAGAGAAAGAGAAAGAUCGGAUCAAGGCCAGACAGCAGCUGUUUGAGGAGGGACUAGCGAUCAAAGUGGAGAAACAGAAGCGGGAUGAAAUGCUCAAAGAAACUAUGAUCAAGAAGAUGAAUAUGAUCAGGUCUCACCAAGUGCCAGAGAAGUAUGUGCGGGAGGUGGAACGACAGCUGCAACUGACUGGCUGAACUCUCAUGGUCACAGUGCAACUUGUGUGCCAUGUUUGGACUUUUGUCAUAGCUAAAAUCUCUGAGAUAAUGUGUGCUCUCCUCUCAGUGCUCAUCACUUUAAUCUAGUCACUGUAAUUUGAUGUUCUGUUAAACUAAAAAUUGUUUUGUGAUAAAAUUAAACUGUGUGGUAUUUAUUAUAUGUAUUUUGUAAUAACAUUUUUAUGUGAAAUAAACUAUAUUAUUCAUAACUUGUU